AUGCAUUACACAAGUGUCAAUGGCGGGAGCUCCAUCGGUCCUGAUACUAAGACUUCGAUACACGCCGUAUUGGAUUACGACAACGAUUUCGAUGAUUACUACGAUGACGAAGAUCACGACAUACCGAUAAACACGCAUGUCACGCCUAUCCAGGGUCCCAUCUUUCUAAAGAAUAACACCGUGCCUGUGAUACCAUUGUACUCAUAUCCCCAACUAAACAAUGGGACGUUUGUGCAGAUUCCGAUAUUAUGGACUGCACUUUCGAUAGUUUUGGGUGCUGAACUGAGAGGAGACUUGAUACGGGGCGCACCAUGUAUCAAGAGAUAUCAUCAAUUGUUCUGUCCGACUGCUGGCAACACAUAUCCAAUAGACCGCAUAGAACGUUUUAUUGACGAAAAUAAAGCGUUAAUGAAAAGAAUGUAUGGUGAUUUUGAGAUGAAUCCAGAGUCAAAUGAACGCGGGCCUCAUACUAAAACGCGAAGAAAAAGUAGAGAAGUGCGAAAGCAUGAUAUCCUGGACGGUAAAUCCAGAGAUGACUCACAUAUAGAAAGUGAAAUUGACAAAGAGUAUUUUAGUAAGAAUAGAAAUGCCAGACAAUCUUUUGGGAAAAAUCGCAGCACAGGCAGAAUUGACGUAUGUGAAUCAAAAAUUGAAAUUGUGACUCCUUAUUGGGCAAGCAACAGUGCAGGAAAAAUUCGUGCGAUCGUGAAUACUCAACAUUUCGAACAAGCGAUACAUCAAGAAGUGUGCUCAAAAACACAAACGAAUCGAUGCAGCAGUGACUGCGGAUGCGAGCAGAAGUACAAGUGGCACAGGUUGCUCGCGUACGAUCCUGAUAAUGACUGUAAGGGUAUAUUCAUGGACUGGUUCUUGUUUCCCUCUUGCUGCGUGUGUAGAUGCGAUCCUGUCAACAGUAGCAAGUUUUCUUCAUCUAAUGGUCGAAACUAAUUUAGAAAUUGACAUAGAGAUUGAGAUAGCUCGUAGUUCGAAAUUCGCCAUGGAAAUUCUGACUACUCAUUCAGCGUAUUUAAACAAUAAGGAUCUUUAACAUCCAAUAACCACUAAUAAGAAAUGUUUAAUAAUAGGUAUGCGUGUCGGCAAAUUUGAGCGAUCUAUCACCUCGAUUAAAAAUAUGAAGAUAUUUUAUAAUACUAAAAAAAUGCAUAAUCCCACACUUCUU
This is a messenger RNA of Acromyrmex echinatior (Panamanian leafcutter ant), 1180 nucleotides long. It is a transcript of the gene spz3, whose product is annotated as Spaetzle domain-containing protein 3. Gene Ontology annotation, biological process: innate immune response; central nervous system formation. Lineage: Eukaryota; Metazoa; Arthropoda; Insecta; Hymenoptera; Formicidae. Gene Ontology annotation, cellular component: extracellular region. Gene Ontology annotation, molecular function: growth factor activity; Toll binding. The record is from RefSeq and is a predicted model, not a curated record.